Messenger RNA from Trametes versicolor FP-101664 SS1, 4887 nucleotides. RefSeq names its product ARM repeat-containing protein. Bases 79 to 3207 code for a protein of 1042 amino acids. NCBI's taxonomy places the organism in Eukaryota, Fungi, Basidiomycota, Agaricomycetes, Polyporales, Polyporaceae. Gene Ontology annotation, cellular component: cytosolic [4Fe-4S] assembly targeting complex. The record is from RefSeq and is a predicted model, not a curated record. Gene Ontology annotation, biological process: iron-sulfur cluster assembly. The transcript is spliced from 23 exons.
GUACGAUAUCUUGAGGACUACCUGUGGAGGUUCCAACACGCUCUGUAACAGCCCGAACGGUUACUUGCCAAGAGGACCAUGACUGAGCGCAUCGACCGGCUCGUCCGGACCUGGAUUGCUGCAGAGCAAGAGCAGGUGGUAGAGGAAGCUGCUUCGGAGAUUGCGCAGGGGAAUGCCACCCUCUUAAGCCUUGUCAAAUCUCUUGGGGAGUACUUGACAUCGGAAGAGGAUGAUCUGCGUACCAAGGGUGUUGAAUUUCUUUCCCUGGUCCUCGCAAAAUGUCCUCCGGAGAAGCUAAACCGGCAGUCAGUCCGAGUGCUCACUAUGUUCUUCUGCGGCAAACUGGAAGACACGGAAACUAUCAUCCCCGCGCUGAAGGGCUUGGUCACGCUGACCAAGUUGCCCGCGUUCACCUCGAUAGAUGCCGUUGAAGUCAUCAAGGCAAUAUUUGCGCACGUAAAAAUGAAGGUCCUCGUACAGUCGCAACGUUUCAUGGUAUUUACGAUCGUCGACGGCCUCGUCGCCCGCCAUCGAGAAGCUUUCAAAGCGCUGGGCGAUGAGUUCAUUUGCGGAUACAUUAAUAUAGCUGAAGGCGAGAAAGAUCCUCGCAACCUCAUGCUGGCGUUUGCGAUCGACCGCGUCCUUGUGAUCGAGUUUGACGUACAGAAACACAUUGAGGAUAUCUUUAACAUCACCUUCUGCUACUUCCCUAUCACAUUCCGACCUCCUCCAAAUGAUCCGUAUGGUAUCUCAACCGAUGACCUGAAAGGUGCACUGCGAUCCUGUCUGCAUGCCACACCUGCGUUCGGCCCAUUGGCGAUCCCCUUGUUCCUUGAAAAGCUGACCGCUGGAUCACCUGUUACGAAGAAAGACACGCUUCAGACGCUGGAUGUCAGCCUUCCGGUCUAUGGUCCCGCAGUGGCGAGAGAGAAUGCCCGUAAAUUGUGGAACUGCCUCAAGCUCGAGAUUUUUCAACCGACGGAUAGCGAAACGGAGGAAAAGGCCUUGAAGACCACCCAAGUUCUCAUCCACACCAUCUACUCCGCGAAUGAGGCCGUGGGCGGCGACAGCGCAGAGAUCGAGGGCUUGGCGAAGGAUGCUUGCGACGAAUGCAUACAAAUCCUCCGUGAGCCUGAGAAGAGCCAGGCACAACACGCUAUCAAAGUCCUGUGUGCUUUCAUGUCGACAACUCCAUCCGUCGCACGCUUCACGCUCGCAAGGGCGGUCCCGCACCUGGUGAAGCUCUUUCACAACCCUGACGAGCUGCCAAACCGUGCGCCGACUUUGAGGCUACUUGCGGAUUUGAUCGAGGCAGCGCGAAAGUCUACUGCAGAGGAUCCGGAAGUGCUCCCGGAGGAAGGGAACGUGCCGCUUUCGCCAUACAAAGACGAGGUUCUUGGCGUCUUGACCGUCGGCUUGAAAACGCCGGCCUCUGCGCUACCUGCCAUCGACGGCCUGAAAAGUAUGGUACGCACAGGUGGCCUACUGACGGAUGAGGAACUGGGCUUCGUGGUCCACAAUGUGAAUGAUAUACUGCAGAAGGAUGAAGACGAGAGCGAGAUAAGCGACGCAUCGUUGGACCUUCUGUGCACCGUCUCUUCCUUUGCACCAUCCCACGUCUCUAGCAACACGCUUCCUCUCCUCUUUACUGCGCUUCCAGACAGGGCACCUAUGCGCGAGGCAGAGGCCGACCGCGUUCGCUGUUGGCGGACACUGGCCUACCUGAAAAAACUCUGCACCCACCCUGAACUCUUCGAGACUCUAGUCGUGCGCCUCUCUACGAAGCUCGACCUGCUCUGCAUACCUUCAGCAUCUAGCGACGAGCAAUCUGGUACCGAUCUCGAGCCGUCGGCUGCCUAUGCGCACUCUAUUCUGAAGACCCUCGCCGAUGUACUCUCUGCCAAGAUCGAUCUGGGCCACGCUGACGUCGUGAAGUACAUCGACCGUCUGGUGCCGCGGCUAUACAACCUCUUCAUCUACUCUACGCUACUAGCGGAGGAGAAGCCGAUGCCCGCCACUGAACCUCGUCUACUGGCCGUCUCAGCGCAGAUCAUCACUUUGGUGACGCAGACCCUCAACGCGGCGCGACAAGAGAGCUUCAUCAAAGCUAUCUUCGCAGCGUACCUGGAGGGCGACGUAUCACAGCUGGUAGACGGUGUGCAGAAGAUUCCGGGUGACAAGAAAUUCACGCCGUUACAGCCUGGUGCCUCCACUUCCCAGAAGAACUUGGUGGUGCUCUUUGCCGCUGCGGGCGUUGCACUACAUAAGGAAGUAUCACUCCCCGUCCCCGACGAGACAGUCCUGCUGAAUAGCCUCCUUCAAUGGACCGUCGACAGCGCUGAGAACGCGCUCCAGCGAGACGCCGUGACGCAUCUGAUUUCCGCCAUAUUGAACCGACAUGCAGACAAGCUGGAGACAUUUUUGUCUGCGAACAUCGCGGCCUUCUGGCAUGCCCGAAUUGCCGACGCGACCGUUGCAGCCGACGCCCGUCGAAACGCGAUCACAACGUUCACAUGGGUGUCAAAAGCCCUCCUUGUACGCGGACACCCCACCGCGAUGGCGAACGUCGACCGUUUGUUCGAGCUGUUUGACGACGACAAAGUCAACUGGGACGCUGCGCGAGCAAUUGGGUUGAUCCCGGGACCCGACAAGAUUCUUACGAAAAAGAACCACGCAGUCACCCGGAUACUCUACGCACAGAAGUACUGCAACGCGGUCCUUCCCCGCAUCAUCGAGGGUGCGAAGGCAUCACAAUCCGCGAGACAGAAUGCGUUCCUCGUCGCACUUGCCGCACUCAUCAAGUCGGUACCCAAGUCCACGUACACGGACCAGAUGAUAUCCUUGAUGCCCCUGCUCCUACGCGGGCUUGAGCUGCCCGAUAACGAGAUCCGCGCAAGCGUCAUCGACACGCUGCAAGCGGCCGCGACGUCAGCCGGAAAGGACAACACCCUCCUCGCCGAGCACGCCGCGAGCCUCGUCUCCACGAUGCUCAAGAACAGCAUGGUCUCGCACAUGCCGUCGGUGCGGGUUCGUGUGGCCGCGCUGCGAUAUUUGGCCACGCUGCCGGAGGUCGUCAGAUAUGACGUGUUGCACCCGCAGAAGGCAACGGUCGUCCGAGAGCUUGCGAAAGUGUUGGACGACCCGAAGAGGGCAGUACGAAAGGAAGCAGUAGAAGCAAGAACAAACUGGUUCAAAUUCUCUGGUUGAGUGCCACGCAUGGGCACACAUGUGGGGUAUGUGUAGCAAUUGCAGUCAUCUAUGUAGAACAGGGCGGCGUGAGGACUACAGUGCGCUGUGGGGAUAUAGUAGUGGUGACAAGUCGACGAUGAUGUGUAAAGAGAGAUGUAUUAGAUACUAGUUGCGCACGCGCGCAGAAGACAGCAGCCGUCCCCCGUCCAUGGCCAGUGAGCCCAUCCCCCCGAAUCCAGAAACCAAGCAACGACAGCGACAGCGACAUAACGAUAGGGAGCGGUAGGAGCGUGUGCGCACGGCGUGUACGGGGGUCUGCGCUCAUGACACCGCGGCCAUGAUCGCCUGCGUCUUGAGAUUUGCCUCCGCCAAUGCCAGCUCGAACGCCUGCAUAUGUUCCUGAACGAGCUUCCUCCCAUCGACUCUUCGUGAUUUGCGUGGGGGUGUUGAGCCCGACGGCGUCGAUUCCACGUCGAGGCCCGCUUCCCAUCGCUCUAUCCGCACACGACUUCGCUCUGCGCUAUCCCACUCCGUUCGCCACCCACCCAUCUUGUUCUUCAGCGCCCGGAUCUUCCGACCGGCUUCGGUCGUCGCCGCAGCAUUCACUUGUGUAUGCUCAGAUAUCGUAGCAAGCGAUGCGGCGGUAGAUGUCGUGAAAGUACGUAGGUGCGCAAGGAGAGUUAUGGUCGCAGCGGGGGUCGGGGGACCACUGAGCAUUGGCGGUGGCGCGAACUCGGUUUUGACGGGUGUCUGCGGGUCGUACUCGUCCUCAUCGUCCCCGAGGCGGGCCUGAUCGGGGUCGACCUCCCAGUCAUUCGCAGACAGCGCCGGAUCCUCUGCGAUAGAAUCCAGCUCCUGCACAUCCGCCUUCAACGCAGCCGACGACGGUGCCUGCGCAUCGUCCUUGACAAAGUCAUCCAGCUCCGGCAGGUGUCCAAGCGCCUCGUUCCCGCCGACCUCGCCCGCGAUCUUGCGGAACUCGCGGUCGUACUCGAGCAGCUCCCGUAGCUGCGUCUCGCGAUCGCGCGCCGUGUCGUUGAUGCGCCGAAUCACGUCCGACGCGAGCCGCUCGAGCCGCGGCUGCGACGCGUCCCCGUCCAGGUGCCGCAGCUGCGCGAGGAACUUCUCCGUCGACUCGAGGUCUUGCGCGAGGAUCGCCAUCGGGUCCGCCUCGGGCUGCCGCCGUUCCUUUGUGGGCGACGCGACGGGGCUCCGGAACUCGGGGUCGAAGUCGGGCGGCGCGUCAAUCGCGGGCGCGGGCACGCCGCUGAGCUGCAGUUGCGCGGCGAGCGAGUCGUGGCCCAUCUCAUCCUCUCCAAACUGCGGUGCCGGGUCCCCGUACUGAGCCUCUGGGGGCUCGUCAAUGCCUUCGGCGCCCUCAUCGUACUCGAUCCCAAACUCCUCCGCGAGCAGCUUCGAGCCCGCGCUCGGUUCUGGUAGUAGUGCCGCUGCGAGUUCGUGGGCGAGCGAAUGUCGUCCGUUUGCUGCAUCGUCGCUGCCAUUCAAGGCAUCUGCUAGAGACGGGCCGCGCAAGGACGUGGACGACUUGCGACCGCCAAGGUUCUGCUUAGAUGGUGACUUGCGGGGGCCCGAGGUGGAUCCUGCUGAGAGGUAGCGCGAGCCGAAGACAUCGUCGUCGUUGUCGAUGGAGGGCAUGGCUGGAGAGUGUGCCGACGAGGACGAUGGUUGUCCUUUGGC